Penicillium malachiteum is the source of this 1116-nucleotide messenger RNA. Its product is annotated as putative integral membrane protein Pth11-like. Lineage: Eukaryota; Fungi; Ascomycota; Eurotiomycetes; Eurotiales; Aspergillaceae. The record is from RefSeq and is a predicted model, not a curated record. The transcript is spliced from 6 exons. The coding region runs from base 1 to 1116 and encodes 371 amino acids.
AUGGCAGGAGACCAUGGCUCUCAAGGCCAUACAGUCGUGGCCAUUGGCAUUGCUUUUGCGACCUUGACAUUUUUUGUACUCGUUUUGAGACUCUUUGCACGAAUUUACGUUUUGCGUAAGAUGGGUCUCGAUGAUUAUCUCAUUAUAGGCGCAUGUCUUCUAGCUUGGGCAUUUGUCGGAGCAACUGUUGCUGCUGUCAAGAAUGGACUUGGACAACAUUAUGAGUAUACCGAUAAGAGCUUGCUCAUCAAUUACUCCUUUGCUGUCUGGCUAAGUUCGAUGUUCUAUCUAGCUUGUCUCGGAUUCGUCAAGACUUCUGUCUUGUGGUUCUAUACCCGACUUGGAGACCGCUACCUCACCCGAAUGUCCUAUGUCAUGAUGGCCGUCAUCAUUUGCCAAGCUGGUUCCUUCGUACUCGUCGCUGCAUUCCAAUGUACCCCUGUUAGCAAAGCCUGGACAGGCACAGGGAAUGGAAAAUGCGUGAACAUCAAUAUUUUCUAUCUCUGCAACGCCGCUCUCAACAUCUUCACGGAUCUCCUAACCUACACACUUCCGAUCCGAGUCGUUCUCAAACUUCAGAUGCCCCAGAAGCAAAAGGCCAUCCUCGGCGUCAUUCUCUGUCUAGGUCUCUUUACUUGCGUCUCUUCCAUUAUCCGAAUCACCUACAUCCCCGCCAUGCUCACUUCCGCGGACUAUACCUACGCCAUUAGCGGAGCCAUGUACUGGUCCAUUAUUGAAACCAACAUCGGAAUCCUCGCGGCCUCAAUUCCUUCCUUCAAAGCCAUCGCCUCACGAUUCCUACCCCGCUUCAUCGGCGAGUACAGCAGUGGACGCAAAUAUGGUCCGUGGUCAGGCACUGUCGAUGCUCGGAAAUACGGAUCUGGGUUCACCAGAGUCACCGACCCCAACAAUGUUACAAUGGGCACUAUUAAUGGUGAGGAUAUCGCUAUGGGUACCCAGAUUGCUGCUGGAGAUCGAGACAACUCGAGCGAGGAUCGGAUUAUCGUCCCGGAUGGAAAGAUCUUCGCACAGACGGAGAUUGAGACUACGGUUGAAUCCACUGAUGAUUAUGAUACCUCACGCGAGCAGGCUCGCCGGUCAAAGCGGCGAUUUUAA